Molecule: messenger RNA, 3302 nt
Organism: Cherax quadricarinatus
Lineage: Eukaryota; Metazoa; Arthropoda; Malacostraca; Decapoda; Parastacidae
Source: RefSeq, a predicted model, not a curated record
ACUACGGUGAGGACAUACACACAUUCGUCGCUCUCGCUGUCUUACGUUCGUCUGGAGAACCUGCUCUGGAGCUCCAGUCGUAUUAGCUAUGCUAUAACCUCUCCAGGUUGAAUCUUGGUCAAAGCACAUUGAAGAACACACUUAGUUUUCCACAAUGGAACAUAAGCUAAAAGAUUGGACCGUAGAUUCCAUUAAUUUUUAUUAAGAUUAUAUGGAAAAGUUUUGGACUAAAAACCUGUUACGCUCAAAAUAUUUGUCAAAGAGAGGGUAAGACUGUUUUAAUUAUGCAGUGGGCUGUCUGUUGCAUCACUUAUUGUAUUUGGAUUGUAUAAUGUUUUAAUGCAUUAUUUUGUGAUGACGGGAGAUAGAGCACAAGAUAACAGCAAUCCCGCUCCAGUAACUUUUCACAAUACUUGCGGGAAUUAAAGUUCCGGUUCCAUACGGGACAUAAUAAGAGACUAUAGAAUUGAAGGUAAUAUUAGCAAUACUGUUCUCAUUCUUGUUUAUAUUAUAUGUAUCAUGAUCAAAUGUAUCGUGGGACAUAAUUACCUGAGAGCAGGUAGAAAACACACACUUGGUAAGGCUUACGAACUCUGAUAUUCGGGGACAUCGCCUUAUUUACAAUACAAACUGCUUAAUAACAGCUGCAUUCGUGAGUCGUGCUGGGUGCUAAGUAAUCAAGGUAUCGAGGGUGGCCGGUGACAGGUGCUGUGCGGCCGCCUGACAGUAUUUCAUGGUAACACCUAACACGACGAGAGUCACUGUCACCUCUAAGAAGAUUACUGUAUCUCGUAGAGUGAGAAGAGGCGCAUACAGAAGAAUAUCGUAACUCUAUGCACGGUAUGAUGGUUAGAGGAAGUGAUGUGAGGUGUACAACACCAGGGUCUGGUCACUGAGGACCCUCUCACAGGACUCCUGACGAUGCUGUCGCCGCUGCCUCCAUCCUGCUACACCUCGAACUGUACACUGCAACACCUCGCCAGGACCAGCCUCAGGCGAGGCGGCAACUGAUUAACACGGGCACUCCAUGAGUGUACAGGGGCGACGGCCCGUGUGCAGAAUGUGUAUCUUCAAGGUCUCCCGUGUGGACGCAGCUUGGGCAGUGCUCGUCCUAGUGCUUCUCACACCUUUAGCAGUGGUGAGUGAGGACGAAGAAUCUCUUCCGAAGUUCAUCGAGAACGUACCUAACAUUACCGUCACUGUGGGACGAGAUGCUCUCCUGCCCUGCACCGUCGAACAGCUCAAAGGAUUUAAGGUGGCGUGGGUGCAGGUGGACACGCAGACCAUCCUCACCAUACACAAGCAGGUGAUCACUAGGAACCCGAGAAUCGCGUUGCUGCACAACGACCACCGCACUUGGCACCUCGAACUGAAGAAUGUGCGCGAGAAGGACCGAGGCUGGUACAUGUGUCAAGUUAACACUGAUCCCAUGCGCUACCGCCAGGGCUACGUAGAUGUUGUAGUUCCUCCUGACAUCAUUGACCGGGAGUCGUCCGGGGACCUCACAAUACGUGAAGGUCAGGAUGUCACACUCACCUGUCGCGCCAAAGGUCACCAACCCAGUAUCGUGUGGAGGCGUGAGGACAACCAGGACAUUGUCUUAGACACUGACAAGACAGGUGAGUCAUACACAUCAUCAACGAUGGUUCCUGUCAUUGAUGGUACUGAUGUGGGCGCCGUGGGUGGUGCUGCGGGCGGCCGUGACGGCGGCGUUGUGGGCGGCGCAGAGCGGGUGGUGGAGGGGGAGUCCCUGCACAUGAGGAAAGUGUCAAGACUGCAGAUGGGGUCUUACCUAUGCAUCGCCUCCAAUGGUAUCCCGCCCUCCAUCAGCAAGAGGACCCAGCUGAGGGUGCAGUUCCCGCCUGUGGCGUGGGUGCCACAGCAGCUGGAGGGUGCCUACCUGGGCCAGGAGCUGACGAUAGAGUGCCACACUGAAGCUUUCCCUAAGAGCAUCAACUACUGGACCAACACAAACGGUGACAUGAUCGUCUCAGACGAUCGCUAUGAACCUAUCGUGGCAGAAAGUUCCUACAAGGUGUACAUGAAGCUUAGGAUCCGCCGGGUCGAGCCUCAGGAUAUCGGCACUUUCCGCUGCAUCGCUAAGAACUCACUAGGGGAGACUGACGGAGCCAUCAGAGUCUACGAGAUCGAGCCGCCCAAAGCUCACAGCAACGGAGUCUUCGGCGCUGAGGAGAACGAGGUCGACUCAGGAGACGGUCCUCCCACCACAGCAACCCACCACCACAGUAAAGAACGCAAGAAGUACGAGAAUUACCUUCACCCGAAAGGAAUCAACGACCUUACUGACCAGCACCGGCACACCAAGACCCACGAUUCCAAAGAGUCGGGUCACCGCAGCAACACACACCAUGGGCGACGACCCACCUACGGCAGCUCUCUGGGCCACGACAGCGCCCCCUGCUGCCAUGCUUCCGCAGCCUCCGUCGCUAGCUUGACCCUGGCCGCACUACUGGCCCAUUGGGCGGCCCGCUCCCUCGCAACACCUCAACUCUAGGACACGAUAGCAAGUUUCUUGUCUCAACGAUCCAUGCAUCUUAUAACACAAUGGCUGCUGUAAGUCGCAAUUUUAAGGAAACUUUGGAGAAUAAUUUUGCUGUUGAUGCUGCCAAUUAUUUGUUGACGCCGCUGUUUAUGUUAUCGGUGUGAAGUGAAAGUUACAUACAAAAAAUACAGAGUCCGCUGAAAUUCCAGCAGACUAAAUGAUUUUGGCAACAAAUAUUUACUUCUGGCCACUAAACUCCACAGGGAACACGGUGAUGAAGUCUUCUCGUCCUUCUUAAAAAGCUUCCAUCUGGAGAUACAGCUUUACAGUGCUAUGGAAAUAUUGAACUUUACGAAGGGUUAAUCAUUGUGAGAGAAAGCCUGCUGAGUCGGUAAGCUGCAAUGAGAGCCGGCUGCUGCCCCCCGCCUCCCAUCCUCCAAUACCUCGCAUCCCUGAUUCUAUCCACGGAGAAAUAUUGGAAAUUUUGCGAAACUUUCCCAUUGAGAAACUGCAUCACUAAUCAUUGAUUUUUAUACUUAUUUUUUGUCGCCCCCAAACGUUUUGAAAGGCUGAAUGUGUAUUGAACGACUUUUUUUGACUGAUACAAAACAGUUUUUCAACGUUUGUAAGAGACGCUGCCCUAAGUAUUGCAGCUGCGAGUGUGUCUAGUUGUGUGUUCCAGCAAACAUUCUUUGAAGCUACAUGAAAGAAAAUACUGGAUCUCUCAAUACCUUACUGGACUCUGAAACCUGUCAAUAAGCAAUAUUUUUAAGAACAACAGAAACGAGGAAAUAUAUAU